CCAAACUGUAUUGAUACACCAGAAUCUCUAUGGAAUAUGCACGGGGCCUCGAAAUGGCAAUACAAGGCCGUGCGUAUGGCUGUGAGGACAAGCUGAGGCCACCACUGUAGAACAAUCAAAGACCGAGCUUUUUAUCUGACCCCAGGCACGGCGCGGCGAAGAAUAGAAGAUGUGGAGGCUGUAUUGUCUUGUCCUUUUCUCCCAGCCCAGCCACGCUCGCUCCUUCCUGUGAGUAGUGCAGUGGCCACCUUCUCUUCCUACCUGUCGCGUGCUGGCCCAUAACGCCCAGCUUACGUCAACCAGAUGAACCCGCAGUCUGCGCCGUUUGUGCCGACGGCGGAUCCGCCUGCGAUGUCUGUCGAUCAGCUCCGGUCUUUGGUGCAGCAGAUGGGCAAUCCCCGCAACUAUCCGAAUCUUCCGCUGCCUUGCGCCCCGCGACCAGACCCCCGCCCGGCCCCCCUCCCCGCCCUCCUCGCAUCCUCCAGCCCGCCACCCCGUCUGCCUCUGUCCCGAUCCCCACCGCCGAAACCUCCACGGCCAUCGCCGUCUCAUCAACCGGUGCCGGCCCCCGAACCAGCGACAAACCUCCCCCCGGCGCUUCCCGUCACCUUUACUGGCGAGCGCACCAGGGCCCUCGCGUUCAUCAACCUUCUGGAGCACUCGAUCCAGUACCACUACGACGCAUUCUUCGCAAACCCGUCUCUCGCCGUCUCAUGGGCGUCGGCGCACCUCUCUGGCCCGGCUGCCACCUGGUUUCAGAAGCUCAGGGCCACCUCACCUGAAGCCUUGUCCUCAUGGAAAGCUUUUCGCUCUGCGUUCGCCGACGCGUACAUACCUCCGAGCGGUAGACUCUUGCUGCUCGAGCAACUUCUUGAACUGCGUCAAACAACGACUGUGCAAGAGUAUAACCGUUCCUUUUCCCGGCUCAUGGGUCAACUUGACAUGAUGGAGGAUUCCGGCAUUGUCAAGGAUAUCUAUCUCAGAGGUUUGAAGCACGAUAUCUACGUCAAACUUGAGGCGGAGCUCGAAGAGCGAGGCAGACCAGUCUCUGUGGGCGAGCUCGCCAAACUUGCUUACGCGCUUGAUCGUGCCCAUGGCCACUUACCGUCUAUUGACAUGAGGAACCCUUCUUCAAGCUCUUCCCAGCCUGUCGCAGCACCUACCCCUUCCUUCCCUAACACACGCUCCUCUAACCCUUACCCCACGCCCACCCUUUCCCCUUCCUCAUUGAACACCUCUGCUUCCGAUCCCAAACCCAGAACGCACUCACAAGUUCCCCCCAAACCUAUAAUCCAACCCAUUUUGCAAGACCUACCUCCUCCGCCCGCUGACAUCGGUCAGCCAAGGCAACAGUACCGUCUCCAGAUCCGUGAUUACCGACGUAAACACAACUUGUGUGCUUACUGCGGAAUGGGAGACCAUUACUUGGAAGAGUGUCCGGAUAGGGCAGACAGAACAUCAGAGCAGGGCGGCAAGAAGGGUAAAGAUUGGAGGAGGGCGAAUGGGGGAAAGGGGGAUGGAGAAUUUCGGGGGAAUGAUAAGGGGUGGGCGGAGGAUAAUGAAGGCAAAGUAGAUGCGCCUUCUUCUGUCGAACAGGGUCAGGGCCGCAUCUAGGGCGUGAAUAAUAGGCAAAGCGCCUUGCAGAGAUUCUGAAGGAAGUGAAGCGCAUGGAAGAUGGUAUAAUGUUGUACAUUAGAAACGAAUAACGACAAGGACGCUUUGGUUAACGUAGAUCCAUCCGCAUGUACACUGCACUGGUCCCA
This is a messenger RNA of Cryptococcus deneoformans JEC21, 1763 nucleotides long. RefSeq lists its product as hypothetical. Lineage: Eukaryota; Fungi; Basidiomycota; Tremellomycetes; Tremellales; Cryptococcaceae. The record is from RefSeq and is a predicted model, not a curated record. The coding region runs from base 304 to 1614 and encodes 436 amino acids. The transcript has a single exon.